UAAAUCUAUGGUUGAAUUUUAACCUUCUAGAAAAUAUCAACACCUUAUGUAGAAUAUAGAUAGAUAGAUAUUAAUUAUUAAUGUUCUAAGAUCAACACAGACUUAAUCAACUAAGAUUUUUUUAAUUUGGCUUAAUGUAAUUCAAUUGUAUCGAACGAUUCAUAUUGUAUCCAAGCAAAAUGGAAUCUAUACAACAUCCCAUCGAAGACAAAACAAAUAUUUCAUUUAGUGAAUCCAUUCAUGUUUUCAAAACGGAAGGGAGUCUUGAAACAUUCAAGGCUGAGAUUGAAAAUUUGGAUAUUGUUGAAGAAUUUAUUGAUGAAAGUCAAAUAAAAGUCAAUAACACAGGAGCCUUUAUAAUCAAAAUUGAAAAUGAAGUUGAUUCUAAUGAUACAUCUGAACAAAGUGUUCCUCACGCCGUUCAAAUAAUGAAAGAAAAUGAAGAAAAAGAAAGUCUUGAAACAUUUAAGGUUAAGAUUGAAGAUUUGGAUAUUGUUGAAGAAUUUAUUGAUGAAAGUCAAAUUCAUAAGGAGCAAGCAAUCAUAACCAAAAUUGAGAAUGAAGUUGAUUCUAAUAACACAUGUGAACAAAGUGUUCCUUGCGCCAUUCAAAUGAGAGAAGAGAGUGAAGAAAAAAAAAAUUGUCUAUUCAAUGCAAAACGAGUUACUAGCUGGAAAACUAUUAUUGCUUCAAAGCAACAAGACUGUCAUCUUUGUGAGUUCUCUUCUAAAAAUAAAUAUGAGCUCAAUUAUCAUAUAAAUACUAUUCAUUUGAAGCCAUUCAAGUGUGAUAUAUGUGAUUAUGCUACUAAUAUAAAAUAUAGUCUCAGACUUCAUAUGGAAUCUGUUCAUUCUUCAAGUUCACAUAAAUGUCAUUUAUGUGAUUUUAUUACUACCCAUAAGAAUUACCUCAAAUCACAUAUAGAUCAUGUUCAUAUAAAUUUGAAACAAUAUAAAUGUGAUUUCUGUGAUUAUGCUUCAAGUCGUAAUCAUGACAUAAAAAAACAUAUAAAUACUGUUCAUUCCAAUGAUAAGCCACACAAGUGUCAUUUAUGUGAUUUUGCUUCUAAUCAUAAGCAUUAUCUCAAAUUGCAUGUAAAGUCUGUUCAUUUAGAUUUAAAGCUACAUAAAUGUGGUUUAUGUAAUUAUGCCGGAAAUAGUAAAUAUGUCAUCAAAAGACAUGUAGAUUCUGCUCAUUCCAAUAAGAAACCUCAUAAGUGUAAUUUAUGUGAAUUUGCUUCCAGUCAUAAGUCUUAUCUGAAAAUACAUAUAGAUGGUGUUCAUUCAGAUUUGAAGAAAUAUAAAUGUAAUUUAUGUGAUAAUUCAUUCAAAUGGAAAUCUUCCCUUAAAUAUCAUUUAGAUUCUGUUCAUUUUAUGUCAAAGGAACAAAUGAAAUCCAAGUGAAUAUUAAUAUUUGGGAGUCUUUUUCAGAAUCUUAUAUUAUUAUGUAAAAGAGGAUUUAUUAUUUUAAUUAUAAAAUGUCGAUAUC
Molecule: messenger RNA, 1488 nt
Organism: Harmonia axyridis
Lineage: Eukaryota; Metazoa; Arthropoda; Insecta; Coleoptera; Coccinellidae
Product: zinc finger Y-chromosomal protein 2-like
Exons: 2
Coding region: 180-1403 (407 amino acids)
Biological process (GO): regulation of gene expression
Cellular component (GO): nucleus
Source: RefSeq, a predicted model, not a curated record